AUGAGCAGCACCGACCUGGAGCGCAUGUCGCUCAGCUCCUCGGCCAACUCGGUGGCCUCCAGCGCGCGGACGCUGUCGGCCAACGUGCGGAAGCUGCACAACGCGCUCAACCUCCUGCUCAACGACUUCGAGAGGGAGCAGUUCAUCCACUGCCUCAACGUCUACCACUCCAAGCGCAACGUGUACGACCUGGUCCAGACCCUCAACGUCAUCCUCAACGCGCCCAGCAAGCGGCAACUUCUGCCCAUGCUGCGGCUGGUCAUCCCGCGCUCCGACCAGCUGCUCUUCGAGCAGUACACCUCGGAGGGCCUCUACUUGAAAUCGGAUUUAGUUGCGACGAGCAACGGCGAUGCCGAAACCCCGCAGGGCGACUUCCCCGGCGCCAGUCCGACUCCCCCGGGGCGUUUUUCGCCGAGCAACCCGCCCGAGUACCAGGUGGCGUUGCGCGGCUCGCCGGACAGCUUCAGCACCAGCAGCGACGGGACAGCUCCGCUGGUGCCGCUGCUCGGGAGGAACUUCGUCCACGAGCCGCCGGGCGAGAUGCGCCAGGUCACCAUGAAGCGGCACAAGAGCAACGAGGGCCUGGGCUUCAGCAUCCGCGGCGGCUCGGAGCACGGGGUCGGCAUCUACGUGUCCCUGGUGGAGCCCGGCAGCCUGGCGGAGAAAGAGGGUCUCCGGAUCGGCGACCAGAUCAUGAAAGUCAACGACAAAGUCUUCGACAAAGUCACUCAUGCUGAAGCAGUGAAGGUGCUGAAGGGCAGUAAAAAGCUUUGCCUCUCUGUGCGUUCAGUCGGGCGGAUUCCAGGCGGCUAUGUCACCAACCACGUCUACACCUGGGUUGACCCUCAGGGUCGCAGUGUGUCCCCGCCCCCUGACCUGCCGGAGCAUCGGAGCGCCACGCUGAGAAGAACUGACAGCCAGCGACGCAGCAACAUGCAGCUCCUGCAGGAGGGAGACGAGAAGAAGGUCAACUUGGUUUUGGAUGACGGCCGCUCCCUGGGUCUAAUGAUACGGGGGGGAGCAGAGUACGCUCUGGGUAUUUACAUCACUGGAGUGGACCAGGGAUCAGCAGCAGAGUGUGGAGGACUCAAGGUCGGCGACCAGAUCCUGGAGGUGAACGGACGCAGCUUUCUGAGCAUCCCGCACGACGAAGCCGUCAGGGUCCUGAAGUCGUCGCAGCACCUGAUGAUGACGGUGAAAGACGUGGGCCGCCUGCCGCACGCCAGGACGGUGGUGGGCGAGACCAAGUGGAUCGCCAGCUCGCAGAUCGGAGGGUGCUCCGCCGACAGCAGCGUGGCAGGCUUCUCGAUGGACAAAGGAGCCUCUGCAGCAGGAAAGCCGGGGUUCUACAAAGGCGUGGCGGGCUCACAGGUGACCCUGUCCAGCCUGGUGAACCAGUCGCGGGCCAUGCUGGAGGAGCAGGCGCGCCACUUGCUGACCGAGGCGGAGCGCCAGACCAUGGUCUACUACGUGGAGGAGUACCGGGACGGGCACAUCGGCGUGGAGCAGCUGGUCGUGGCGCUGUUCGAGCUGCUCAACACGCACGCAAAGUUCUCUCUGCUGUCAGAGGUGCGAGGCCUGGUCACCCCACAGGACCUGGAGCACUUUGACGCGCUGGUGCUGAGGCGAGAAAUUCAGGCUCUAAAAGCGCGCCAGGGGACAGCCGGAGCCACGGCGCUCCAACCAGACUCCAUGUCCAUGGUGUCUUACCCGGACACCCUGACCUCGUCUUCAGCCAGCUUCAUGACCAACACCACCCUCAGCUCUGCGCGGAACGACAGCGUGGUGGAGAGUAAUGAGCAUUGUCCUCCGGAGAGUCUGAGCGCGCUGCUGACCGACGUCUCUCUGGACGACGUACAGUCCAACACAGCUGAAUCUCCCCCCUCCUUCAAGCCUCCGCCCCCACCGGGGGUGCAGAGGCGCCCGACUAGACGAGAGCAGCUCAACAAGUGCCCCUCGUCCGAGUCCUCCCACUCAGGCCUGUACUUCACGGCCCCGGCCUCUCACAACCACGGCAAAGCGCCAGGACACGCCCCCGCCUUGCCCUCGCUACACCACAAACGAGAGCAUCCCAGGGACCCGUCUCGGGAGUACGCGGUCAUCAGAAAGAGAGAACCCCCGGUACCUCCAAAGAGAGAACAGAUAACAGCUGCUCAGUUGUCUUUGGUCUCGCAGCACCACAUCGGCCCUUUCCCCAGGGUCCGGUCCCCCAACAGGGGCCCGAAACCCGCUGCCCCGUCCCCUUCGCCUCCACCUCCGCCUCCACUCCCUGCUCCUCCCCCGCCCCCUUCCCUCCCCUUUAAAACAGUGCCCAUGUCCAAAGCCUCCCCCUCCUCUCCUGGCUCUAAACAGCAGUUUGUUACGGUGGAGGUUCACAGGCCCAACGCAGAGCCCGACUUCAACGAGGUGCGGCCGCUGCCCCAAGCCCGAGGUGGCGCCCUGUCUCAGCUGUCAGACAGCGGCCAGACCCUCAGUGAGGACAGCGGGGUGGACAUAGCUGAGUCAGGACACAUCAGCAAAGACAGCAGCCCCCAUUCCUCACGCACACGCCACCCCCGAGACACCCUGGGGGGUGGCGGGGGAAACCCCUCCAAACCGCCGGGGCUGUUGGAGCCCACCUCGACACUAGUGAGGGUGGCAAAGAGUGCCAGCACUCUGGGUAUUGCCAUUGAAGGUGGAGCCAACACCCGCCAGCCGCUGCCACGAAUUGUCACAAUACAGAGAGGUGGUUCAGCUCAUAACUGCGGCCAGCUGAAGGUCGGUCAGGUGAUCCUGGAGGUGAACGGGGUUUCCAUGAGGAGCCGCGAGCACAGGGACGCCGCGCGCCUCAUCGCCGAGGCCUUCAAGACCAAAGAGAGGGACCACGUGGACUUCCUGGUGACCGACUUCAACGUGGCGCUAUAG
Messenger RNA from Cyclopterus lumpus (lumpfish), 2904 nucleotides. It is a transcript of the gene whrna, whose product is annotated as whirlin a. Gene Ontology annotation, cellular component: stereocilia ankle link complex; cilium; stereocilium tip. Lineage: Eukaryota; Metazoa; Chordata; Actinopteri; Perciformes; Cyclopteridae. Gene Ontology annotation, molecular function: protein binding. The transcript has 12 exons. Bases 1 to 2904 code for a protein of 967 amino acids. Gene Ontology annotation, biological process: auditory receptor cell stereocilium organization; sensory perception of sound. The record is from RefSeq and is a predicted model, not a curated record.